Messenger RNA from Glossina fuscipes, 7364 nucleotides. RefSeq names its product probable phospholipid-transporting ATPase VA. The record is from RefSeq and is a predicted model, not a curated record. Gene Ontology annotation, biological process: phospholipid translocation. Gene Ontology annotation, cellular component: plasma membrane. Gene Ontology annotation, molecular function: magnesium ion binding; ATP hydrolysis activity; ATP binding. The coding region runs from base 485 to 5032 and encodes 1515 amino acids. NCBI's taxonomy places the organism in Eukaryota, Metazoa, Arthropoda, Insecta, Diptera, Glossinidae. The transcript is spliced from 16 exons.
AAGCGCAAAAUCCAAACAUAAAUAAAUAAAUAAAUACCAAUAUCAAAAAAAAAAAGAAAAAAUAAAUAAAUGAGAGACUUGGUAACGUGUACUUAUAUUUGCGAGUGAGAAGAAUGAAAUCGAGAAAAAAUCCAUAUGAAGCAGAAAUUGUAGAAAGACAUUGAAAGUUUGAACAAAAGAGUUAAUUUUUGGAACACAUAAUAAAAAUGAAAAGCGUCCAUGCGAUCGACAAAACAUUUGAUAUAUAAAAUUAAAUUCUCUAAAAAUGUGAAACUUUGCAAAAAAAUAAAAAAGUUAAUGUGGUUAAAAAAACCCAUGAGUUUCAGAAAGAAAGUUGACACUUAUUCCACGUUAGCAAGUAUACACACACACAUACACACACACAGGAGGUUUACAGUGAAUGUAUGAAAGGAAUUCCACUUACGUGAUGAUUUACACAUAAUGAGCUGCUGCGUUUCAUAGGAACUAAUGGUGUCUAGUGACAAUGCCGUCCGCAAAUACCGAAGAACUGCGGCGAAAGUUUACUAUUGUUCAGCAGAGAUCGGCACCGCCUGUUUUCGUAACCGGCGCAACAUCUACAAACGCGUCGAAUCCUUUAUACGACCCACUAAAUUCUGCUGGUAUACCAUUAAAUUGUACAAGCGCUCUAAUGAGUGCUUUGCCAGAACCCGAAAGAACUUAUGUUUUUCCAGGUCCCGUUGGCCCUGGAGGAAGCGGUACAGAUAAUCCAGCCACCGUUAUACCGGGCGUGGCGAUAGUGAAUCCAGUUAUACACACACUCACCAUUGGUAGUGUUCGUGGUCACGCACGUUCCAUAAGUCACGGUGGUGGGGUUAUUGUGGGUCCAAGCGCCAGACCAAUUAAAUCCGCUCUAAAAGGACAUCAACGUGCUUUCUCCCAAGGACAGAUAGCCGACUCCUCUAACAACACGGCGUCGCCGCGCGGUCAUAGUCGUGUCGGCUCUAAAACCGAAUUCAUUCUCCCGCCUGGUCACAAGGAAGAAAAUGAGACUCGAGAGUUUGGUCCUUCAUUAUCAUCUGCGGCCGCUGGUCGUGGCCAUUCACGUCAAGCGUCACGUUCUGAAUCCAUCUACACCCUGCGUCGUUCCGAAACACCGCCUUGGUGGAAACGAAUAGGUGUUUGCCAUGCAGAGAAAUCCGAAGAGCGAAGUUUCCGCAUUGUAGUGGCAAAUCACACAGUGCCACCGAAAACUCCAAAACGUGAACAUCCAAAUGGUCACUUCGUUGGUAACAAAAUCCGCACUACCAAAUAUACACUGCUGUCGUUUAUACCGAAGAAUUUAUUAGAGCAAUUUCAUCGUGUCGCGAAUUUAUACUUUAUAUUCAUAGUUUUACUUAAUUGGUUUCCAGCCAUUAAUGCAUUUGGCAAAGAGGUUGCCAUGAUACCGGUACUCUUUGUUUUGGGUGUAACUGCCGUUAAAGAUCUAUUCGAAGAUCGAAGACGUCGAUUUUCAGAUGAAAGAAUAAACAAUAGUACGUGUCGCGUUUACGAUGGUGAAACAGACCGCUAUAAAAAAGUAAAAUGGCAAGAUGUUAGGGUUGGUGAUAUUGUGCAUUUAUCAAAUAAUGAAACGGUACCUGCGGAUGUAUUGCUGUUGCGCACUAGUGAUUCCCACGGAGUCUGUUAUAUUGACACAUGUGAUUUAGAUGGUGAAACAAAUCUCAAAAGACGUGAGGUUGUGCGUGGUUUUACCGAUAAACAGUAUAUAUUUACACCCAGUAAAUUUAUAAGUCGUGUGGAAGCGGAUGCUCCGACCACAAAAUUGUAUCGUUUUCAUGGAGCCUUACUCCAUUCUUCAGGUGGGCGAGUACCAAUAUCAACAGAAUGUUUAUUACUAAGAGAAAGUAGACUUAAGAAUACUGAUUUUGUGGAAGGUAUAGUAGUAUAUGCCGGUCAUGAAACUAAAGCAAUGUUAAAUAAUAGUGGACCACGUUAUAAACGUUCCAAAGUGGAACAACAAAUGAAUAUAGAUGUGAUAUGGUGUGUGAUAAUAUUGAUAAUACUCUGCGUUGUGGGUGCCGUGGGUUGCAAAAUGUGGCUUAGCUCAUUUCAAAAGUUUCCUGUACCUUACUUACCGUUUCAAGUGGAUCCCAGCUAUGAAGGCCUUUUAACCUUCUGGACAUAUAUCAUAAUAUUACAAGUUAUGAUACCGCUUUCGCUAUAUGUGACUAUAGAACUGUGCAAAAUUCUACAAGUAUUCCAUAUACAUAACAACAUCGACCUUUUCGAUCAAGAUACCAAUAAAAAAACUGAAUGUCGUGCGAUGAAUAUCACCGAAGAGUUGGGGCAAAUACAACACAUAUUUUCGGAUAAGACAGGUACACUCACUGAAAAUAAAAUGUUAUUUCGUCGAUGUGUAGUUAAUGGAAACGAUUAUAAUCACCCACCGUCCGAGUUGGAAAAGUCAUAUUCCAAGCCGGGUUCACCAAUUCCCCCAUUGAUGAUAAACACGAAUUUAUUAAAUGACUUGUCAAACUUCACUUCCGUCAGCCAGAACGUGUUGCACAAUUCGCAACGUAUACAAGAAUUUUUGGUUGUAUUAGCAAUUUGUAAUACAGUGAUAGUUAGUGCAGGACCACAUCGAGAUAUAAUGAACGCCAGUGGAAUUAUCGAGGUACAAAGUAAUAAUACUUCUUUGGUAGAGGAGCAACCUUUAGCGUCGAAAGGAGCUAUGUCUCAAAACCGAGGUGAAAUGACAAGCUCUCCUCCCAAAACUCCACUGAACAGUAACAGAUUGGGCUCAGCUAUACCAGCAGAUCGUUACAUGCGCUUAUCUGAAUCUCGUUCUGUGACACCGUCACCACCGCCUAAUUUCAGUUUUAGCCUACCCACUAUUCAACCGCAUAUACCUUCCCUUUCGCCGAUUAGCAGUUCAGCUGAAACAACGCCCACUUCAGAGUCACCACCCAUGAAAAUGAAAUCGUUAUCUCAGACCAUAUCACCAACAGGUAGAGCUAAAGCGGUUUUAAAUUCUAAAAUAACCAGCUUAACAACGUUUCUGAAUGCCAGAACACACGCCAAACGUUUAGCCAACAAAUUGCAGCAACAAAAAGUUCAUCAAAGAUGUCAAACACCUGAUGAUCGCCCCCUAUAUGAAGCUGAAAGUCCCGAUGAAUUAGCUUUGGUUAAUGCUGCCUAUAGUUAUGAUUGCUGUCUUAUUAAUCGCAGUCCUAAUCGUUUAUUGGUUAGUGUUCCUAAUUUAGGCUUGGUGGAAUAUGAGGUCUUGAAAAUCUUACCGUUUGACUCGUGUCGCAAGUGUAUGUCGAUUAUCGUUAGACGUUCUGGCACUCAGGAAAUUACCCUAUACACCAAAGGAGCCGACAGUUCUAUAAUGCCUGUAUUGGCUUCUUGUUCGCCCGAUUCGCCAGAAGGUGCAAUACGUGAAAAAACCCAACACCAAUUGGAUCAUUACGCUCGAGAAGGCUUACGCAUACUGGUGAUGGCGAAACGUAAUAUACAACCUGCAGAUUACACAGAUUGGUGGACUAAACAUCAAGAAAUUGAAAUGUCUUUGGAAAAUCGAGAGCGUCGUCUACGAGAAUCUUUCGCAAAAUUAGAAAAUAAUCUCAUCCUAUUGGGAGCGACAGGUAUAGAGGAUCGCUUACAGGAAGGCGUACCAGAAACUAUAACAUCGCUUCUCGCAGCUGGUAUUUCAAUGUGGGUUUUAACCGGUGAUAAACCGGAAACUGCCAUUAAUAUCGCCUACUCAGCAAAACUAUUUACACAAGAAAUGGAGUUGAUAAGAUUAACAGCCCGCUCCAGAGACUCUGCAGAAGCUGCUAUUAAUUUUUAUUUAAAUGAUAUGGAGGUUAGGAAAAACUCAGCUUUUCAAUAUAAUAACACGCAAUCAAAACCUCAGUCUCUAGUGGUUGAUGGCAAAACAUUGACUUUUAUUUUGGAUUUAAGAUCGAAAUUGAUAAGACCAUUUUUAAAAUUAACUACGAAUUGUGCGUCUGUACUAUGCUGCCGCUCAACUCCGUUACAAAAAGCCUAUCUAGUUAAGGUGGUGAAAGAGGAACUCAGGCUGUGUACUUUAGCUGUAGGCGAUGGAGCUAAUGAUGUGUCGAUGAUACAGAUGGCAGACGUGGGUGUUGGUAUAUCGGGGCAGGAGGGUACACAAGCAGUUAUGGCAGCUGAUUUUACUUUAGCAAGAUUUCGGUAUUUGGAGCGUUUACUACUAACCCAUGGUUAUUGGUGUUACGACCGCUUGUCACGUAUGAUUUUAUACUUUUUCUAUAAAAAUGCUGCCUUUGUGUUUUUAAUAUUUUGGUAUCAGUUACAUUGUGGCUUUUCUGGGACAGUGAUGAUGGAUCAAAUGUAUUUAAUGCUUUACAAUUUGAUAUUUACUUCUUUGCCUCCUUUAGCAAUAGGCGUUUACGACAAACGUGUGCCAGAGGAUUUACUCCUAAAAAAUCCUUACCUAUACAAAAAUGGCCGGUUGGGUGUCGUUUAUAAGCCACAUGAUUUCUGGGUAAUAUUAUUGGAUUCUUUGUAUCAGAGUUUAGUGGUGUUUCUGGUAGCUUUAUACGCUUAUGUCAAUAGCGAAGUCGGUAUAUGGGAGUUUGGUGCUACCAUAACUGCUUCCUGUCUUUUCACGAAUUUAUUGCAUGGUGCCAUUGAAAUACGCUCGUGGACUAUGUUGCAUGUACUUUCGAUCAUUUUCAGUUUAGGUUCCUUUUAUUUGUUUUCUAUUAUCUACAAUUCCAUGUGCGUUAAUUGUUUUGGCCUUCCCUCCAGUUACUGGGUGAUAUUCCGUUGUCUUACAUCCACCAUACAUUGGUUAGUUAUUGUUAUAUCCGCUGUUGUUGCCAUAUUGCCUCGACUACUGUUUACCACCUUAAGGACAUCAUUUUGUCCGCACGAAAGCGUCAAAGUGUUACUGCAUAGCAAACGUGAACGCAGUAGAGGUGAGGGUUUAUUAGUUACUUGGUCAAGGUCAACAUCUGCUUCAUCAAUUUAUAGAAUCACCGAUUAUGGGUCUAAGAAUCAAAUUAUAACAUCAAUUACCUGAUUAUUGCUUACAACAAGCUGUCAACGCGCUUAACACAUUCUUUUAUUUUAUAUAUUUUAUAGAAUUGUAUUUUGGUCUUUUUAUGAAACUUAUUUAUUCAUUUUUUUAUUCCACAGACGUACCUAUCGCCUGUAAAUUAAUGUUAAACAACUUUGCUCUUAUAGCCUCCACUACUUGUGUGGCAGGAUACAUUAAGAUUGGGGGGAUGUAAAAGGAAAUUAGAGGGGAAAAGAGAUUAAAAUAGAUCCAGUUUUUAUUAUAUCGAUCGGCUCAAAUUCGGCUUGUGAAUCCAUUCAAGCAUGUCUGUUUGUCUGCCCGCCUGCCUGUCCACGUUUUGUCAUGUCCAACUUGCAAUUCGCAAGUUUGGAGAUAUUUCAAUGAUAUUUAGUACAUUCGCGUGUUUUGGUCCCGUAGAAGCUGGAAAAAUUUCAAUUUUCUAUGUCUCGAUAAAAACCCCUGAGUGACAUUAAAUGGAUGAGGAAAACUUAGUUCGAGUGGGACGAAGCUUUGAACGAGUUCUUACGUGAUCGGUCCUAUGAAGAACAAGAAGGUAUAUGACAAAUCUAGAUCUAGGUCCAUUUUGCCAUCUCCUACGACGCAUAAGGAUUCUGACAACAAGCACGUUUUGCACGACAAAAAGUCCCUUUUUUUAAUAUUUUUGAUGAAAAUUACUCUACAUUAGAUUAAUUUGACAUAGAAAUUAAUCGUACCAUAUUUGGACGUAUUGGACAAGGCCUAUUUUUCGGAUCUUACUUCUUCGGGUAAGAGCGCUUAUGAAAAGAACAACUGUAAAAGGAGCUAAAGCUUAAUAUUUAGUACUUGAUAAGUUGCAAUAAUUAUCUUAAACAAGAAGAUUAAUUUCGUUAAAUUUAUACCACGUCGUUUCCAUGUUAGGGUUCUAAAAAAAGCUGGAGAAAAGCUAUAAUAGUUGACAUUUUAUCAAGAAAACAAAUAAAAAAUUCUACUAGAAGGAAUGAUAUAUGGUGUCUAAAUGUCGGCCUUCCCUGACUGAGAUGUUUUUACUUCUUUUAAUAUAAUUUUGUUUAAACGUUACCUUAAAAAUGGGAGCAAAUAUAUAUUUCGUUUUUAACACACUGUCGUAACUAGAUUUUAACAUGGUACUUAAAUUGACCGAAGUAGUUAAAACUAAAUUAUUCCUUUGUUAAAUGCCAGUAUACUUAUAUUGCCGAUGUGGGAAAAUGAUUAUUAUACUAUUUUAAUAACUUGAGAAACGGUAUAAAUAAACUUGACAUUGUCAAUCCGCACAUUUGAGUCCGGACUUACUUACAAAGGUAGCUCACUGAAAGGUAACUUCCUCAAAAAUGUUCUGCAACAGUAAAUGAAAUUGACGCAUGUGAAGGAAUGUCACUGUAAUUGGGUGAAAUGAAUAGCCCAGUUAUCCAUUUUUUACAGCACGUAGAUUGCACCAAUUUUUUUGUCGACGUUUUCCCAUCAUCUUAGGAAUAAACAUGUUCCGACUCUUUCAUUUAUAAAAAACAUGGUGUUUCGAGAAAAACGCAUCUGAAAUACAUUAUAGACAUGUUCUUUUAUUACAGGAAGCCCUUUUUAUUUUUGUCCAUUCCCAUUACCCAUUACCUUUCGUGUUCAAAUCUCAUUCUGUUUGCCCGAUUAUUUUGUGCACGACGUAAUCGUAGGUUUUGUGAAAUGACACAUAAAAAAUGAAAGUAUAUAAUUUUAUAGCGAAACUUAUAACAGACGCUAGAGCCUUCAUCCCAAUCUUUUAAUUUCUUGCCAGAAGUGCUGACAUCUUUUGAAUCGUUUUCAGCUUCAUAUUCAAGGCACAUCUUAACGAAGUAACACUAAAGCCUACGUUGAAGCUACGUUGAAACACUUUCAAAAUGCUUUCCAGAGGUAUCUAUCAGUGCCUUAGAGAGAAAGUAGAAAGCAAUAGGUAAGACAUUAAAUUGCAACUUCCCAGCAGGGAUUCAUUUGACUUAAUCGCGAAUUUCAAAAAAAAAUUUCUUUCGGGUAGUGAAUUUUUUCGAUAUAAUCUAGAAGGUACGAGCCAUCUAUCAUGUCAAUAAACAAAACUUUCCUUUCCGAAAAAUUGGUAGCGGUGCGCCACCCUUACGCUUAGAAAUUAUCGUAGUCUGUUCACAAUUACGUUGAAUAGAAAUGGGCUAUGUCGAUAGUUAACAAUUUGAAACGGAUUUUUAACCAAGACGAGUCGCUGGUCCGACCUAAUUUUCUAGUUCACUUUUGUCUCAUUCAUAAAUUAAAACUUAUUACAGAGCCUUUUUUUAACCUUUUAAUUACUGAAUGGGUCUUUUUCUUCAAAUUAUCCAUGUCGCGUUAGUGUCGUUGAUAUUUU